UCCACUGUGAUGACAGAAGCCCGCUGGAGCUGGAAGCUGAUUGGCUGAUGCGACUGAAUGGGUUUCUAAUGUAUCAUAACCCUCCCAGGUAACUGUACUGUGUACCGGAGCAAAGUCUACUGGAACAGAGAACUGCGACAUGAGGGGGAAAAGAGACUCGAGAGACUUCAGCGCUUUGAAAGAAACAGCGGCUGAGUGAGGAACGAGUGAUUCAGAAGAGAGAGAGAGAGAGAGACAUGGACGGGAAUCCAAAGAGAAGAAAAAAUAAAAAUUUGGGCCCACCUGCUCUGUCAGGAGACUCUUCCAGAGAGAACAGCGAGGAGCAACUGGAGAGACUGAUGAGGGAGGUGGAGGAACUGAAGAGAGUGAUGGAGGAGAGACAGAUGAGGGAGGAGGGGGAGAAACUGAAGAGUAAAAUGAUUGCUGAGAUCCUCGAGCCCAUGAAGGAGUUUGCCCGGCUGUUUGAAAAAGAGAAGCCCUUGAUUGAGGAAUACCUCGGAGAACUCAAAGACAUGGCUCAAACACUGCUGGAGAGAGACAGGGCUGAACAGGCUGCAAUUGCGAAAGGGCUCGCUUUGGCUGUCGCAGGGUGCGCAGGGCUAGCGCUGUCUCCUCUUACACUCAGAACCUCCGCUCUGCUGGCUCUGGGAGGGCUUGCUGUGGCUGGAGCAAUCACAGGACUUGCCAUGUCUGCCAGUCCUGAGAUCGACGAGAACAGAUUAUUGAAAAUAUUAAACAGAAGUCAGUAUAAAAUAACUGCGCUUGGUACAUCAGCCGAUGAGGUCUGCCAAGCACUUUUUAAAUGGAAGGGAUGUUUUUAUGCAGAUAUGGCCGUGCUUGCUACUGCAUCCUCUGAUGUGACAGAAGCUACUCGCGUGUUGACGGCAAUAGAAACUAAUCCAGCCCUCAAAGUGCUACAUCUCGAUACAUACUUUGUCGAUUGGGAUAACUAUGACUGGAUUAAAAACAGCAUCAAAUUUUAUAGAAUGCAAAACAACAAAAGAGCAAUAGAGAUUUGCAAUUGGGUGGAAAAUGGGGAAUCAGAUCUAGCAAACCUGGCAAAAGCCUACUCGCACGUGAAGGUGUAUAUUUCACUUAUUAGAGAUCUGUAAAACCCGUCAGUCAGGGAUAUCGGAUCUCAUGCAGAGAUGUAGAAUCAUUUCUGUGUGAUAGAAAUGGAAGCAUGUAUUGUUAAUACUGGAUUCCUGUGAAGUGCAGUGGGUCAUAUUGCAGAGAAUCUGUGUGUAAUACAGACUAGAGCAGUGAGGAGCCUUAUAAUAUAUAGCACUAGAAUGUGAUACUGAUGCGAUCCAGCCCUCUGAAAUGUCUUUAUAAUAUACAGCGCUAGACCCUGAUAUCGAUGCGAUCCAGCCCUCCGAAAUGUCUUUAUAAUAUACAGCGCUAGACCCUGAUAUUGAUGCGAUCCAGCCCUCUGUAAUGUCUUUAUAAUAUACAGCGCUAGACCCUGAUAUCGAUGCGAUCCAGCCCUCCGAAAUGUCUUUAUAAUAUACAGCGCUAGACCCUGAUAUUGAUGCGAUCCAGCCCUCUGAAAUGUCUUUAUAAUAUACAGCGCUAGACCCUGAU
Acipenser ruthenus (sterlet) is the source of this 1584-nucleotide messenger RNA. RefSeq lists its product as uncharacterized. The transcript is spliced from 4 exons. Lineage: Eukaryota; Metazoa; Chordata; Actinopteri; Acipenseriformes; Acipenseridae. Gene Ontology annotation, biological process: lipoprotein metabolic process; lipid transport. Gene Ontology annotation, molecular function: lipid binding. Gene Ontology annotation, cellular component: extracellular region; membrane. The record is from RefSeq and is a predicted model, not a curated record. Bases 237 to 1112 code for a protein of 291 amino acids.